Molecule: messenger RNA, 3808 nt
Organism: Xiphophorus maculatus (southern platyfish)
Lineage: Eukaryota; Metazoa; Chordata; Actinopteri; Cyprinodontiformes; Poeciliidae
Product: arginine esterase-like
Exons: 6
Coding region: 2336-3073 (245 amino acids)
Biological process (GO): proteolysis
Molecular function (GO): serine-type endopeptidase activity
Source: RefSeq, a predicted model, not a curated record
AUCUGACUGACAGUUUCCAACCCAAACACAACGUGAAACCCUCCCAGCUGCAAAAAAAGAAAGAAAUCCCUCCCAAAUCUCAACGUAACAAGUUGGGGAGUUACUUUUACUUUAGUAACUUUUUGGAAAGAAUAUACCUUUAGGAGUAUUUUUACUGCUCUGUAUUUUUUACUUUGACUUGAGUAAUUUCUGCUCUGACUCAGAGGUGAGCAGUGAGCCCAAAAAUUUACUCGAGUAACAGCAGCACAACCGCUUGGCGCAUAUUAAUUAACGUACAAUAUUGUGCAUUAUUAAAGAUGUAAAGUUGGUCAAAAUUGGUUUAUGAUUAAUUAAUAUUGAUUAUAUUAAUAUUAAUUCAUAUAAAUUAAUUUUAUAUUCUUCAAAUUAAUUUUAUUUAGCCAAAAAGUUAUUUCUCCUGACAUUGAUGUACAAGUUAAGCUGUGCUGCUCUUGACGGUUGGUUACCAUAGCAACCAGUAACUGACAACUCGUCCAUCUUUCGUUUUCGGUUGCCGUUAGGGCAGAAGCUUUAUUUUCUCUUGUUCGAAUAAAUACAGAGAACCUGAGUGUGUUGUGAAGUCAACCCACUGGAAAGAACGGUUACAAAUAUAUAUCGGAUUUAGCUAAGUGCUAAUUUCCAUCUGUAGUCUCAUGAAAUUUUAACAACAGCAAAGCUAUUUUUAUUCAUUUUUUCCAGCUCAACGUGUUAAAAAGAAGCCCAAUUGGGCGGAAACCAGCCCCAAUCUGGCAACACUGCCCCCAGGGUGAAAUUCCUGGUCUGCGGCCCAAAUACCGAAAUUCCAAAUCUGUCCAAAUCACACAGAUUCACACACACACACGCCCCCUCCUCUCCGCUUCCCUGGUCCCACAACACACCUGGUUUCAUUUAAACCAAACCCCCGCAAAAGCCCCAGGCUCCCCCACCCUUCUCCCACUUACCCCCCAUCUAUCUGUGCUCACCAGCUUUUCCUUUUUUCCAACUUUAAGCCCUCGCUGUCGUCCAAUCUGACAUGAGGGGAUAUUUAUAGCAGUGGGAGAAAGAAGUUAAUGGAAUGUGGACCAGGAAAAAAAUCAAGCGACUUUCCAAAGAACUACCGCGGAAAACUUGUUCGUUUCUUCCUGAAACAAAAUGCUGAAAACUAUAAUCGCGCUCCUUUCUUGUUUGUACAUGACUAAAGGAUUUCUGUUUCUUUGCGUUAUGAUGCAAACUAAUCGGGAUGUUGCCUAACCAAAGGUAGUUAUUAUGAGUCAACUUGGGGUCAAACAAUGAAACAGCAGAAGGAAAAUAACUUUUAAAUGGAGAAAUUAGUGGGUUAUCUUAGAAACUAAUUGAUUAAAUUUAACUCCAGUUCCAUAUGAAACUAGUUAAACUUUUAAACCUUCAAAUAUUUCUGCCACAACCCAGACAAAUGUGUUUAUUUUAUUCUAGUAACAGAAGUCUACUUGAAAAACUGCUCAGAUAUAAUCAUUAGCUGUAUGAGUGUUUGUCUGUGUGGUGUUAUAUUUUCUGUUUUAUUUCUAUUUUAUUCUACAUUCAUUUUUUUUAACUUGACUGCAGAUGCGAAUUACCUUAUGCUACAAUCUGGUACAAUGCAUCAGAUGGUGACAUUUAUGUUUGAGCUGAAAAUUACAUUCUUUUUUUAAACAAAGUUUUAUUAUUAUUAUUAUUAUGUUGUAUGCUAUCUGAAGUUGAACCAAAUCUCUUCUGGUUUAGUUCAGAAUUACCCAAAUUAUUUAUUUCUGUUUUCAAAGUGAUAACAAAUCUGCCGCCAAUUAACGCAAAUGUGCCUGUUAACCAAUCAGAAGCUUCCACAGCCAUGACAUCAUCAUCUGGGCGUCCCGCAUUGUUUAAACAGACAGUAAUCAUUCAGUGUGGAAACGUCUGACUUUGAAGGCAAAUAAAUAUCUGACAUAUUCUGUCAUUAUUGUGGCAUCUAGCAAAUAGAAAUAAUUUUGGUAAUUCUAACUGACCUAAAACAAGAUUUAACUUCAAACAUUGAGAAAAAAACUUACCAAAAAACUUUGGUUUGUGCUUUGUCAUGAAAACAUUUGGACUGAAACUGACUGACUGAGCAGCCAGAUAUAAAAACUGUUAGAGGUACAGAGACGUACAUCUAACACCGUGGAUCCGACGUCGGGGGCGGCAGAGAUCAGUGUGCGUCCUGUGAUUGGCGACUUCCUGUCCAGCAGGAAGUUGUGAACGGAGUUUUAAAGCUGCUGCUGCUGCAGGUCUGCAGACAGUCACAUUAAGGCUGGACCAGAUAUGGCUCUGCUGAAGUUUCGGCUGCUGCUGCUGCUGGGGUUGGGUGAGCAGGACACGCUUCCCCUGGCUCUGAAUGCUGAGUUUUGCAGUGAGCUCAGCGUCUCUGCAGAAGAGAAUCAUUGGAGGUCAGAACUGUAGAGACGAUGAGCGACUCUAUCAUGUGACGAUCUAUAGAUAUACUCAAACAAACGAAAAGUUCUGUGGAGGAUCUCUGAUCAGUGAUCAGUGGGUUCUGACUGCAGCUCACUGCUGGGACUCAGAUCCAGGAUGGGUUAAUGAGGUCCUUGUAGGAGUUCAUCCUAGAAGUGCUCCAAAGCGGCUGUAUGGAAUCACUCAGCGUGAGGUUUACAGAGACAACAACGGUCGUCAGCAUGACAUCAUGCUCCUGAAGCUGUCAGAAAAAACAACAAUCCGACCAAUCAAACUACCCGACUGUCCAGAUACUCUCCUAUUAGGCACCAGGGUUCAGUUUGCAGGUCACGGACCAACAGAAGUUGGCUUUUUUAACAAAAGAAUCGCACAAAGUCCAGGUGAUCUUCAGUGUGCAGAGUUAAAGAUUGCUAAACAUGAGAAGUUGGAAAAGGCACUGGCAAAAGUCAGGAACUUUAUGUUCAGUUACCAGAAGUGGUACAGCGUGGAAAGCUCUAAGAAGGACUCAUCUCACGGCGACUCUGGUGGAGGACUUGUGUUCAAGAACAGGCUGUAUGGCAUUGGUGUCUUCGUUGGAGAUUCACUGUAUGCACUCACAAAACCAACUGGCUUCCUGGAUGUCUGUGCCUACAAGCAGUGGAUAGAUGACACAAUUAACUAACCAAAAACCCCUGGUUGCUAAGUGUGUCUAUUGUGGCUAAAUGUUCCCAGCAUCAUAAAAUGACAAAGUUUAAUCUUUAAAUUUAAAUUUUCAAUUGAUUCACUUUCUGAUUUACAGCUGAAUCAUUAAGUUAAGUUAAUCUGUGAUAAUAUCUUAUUUCUCAAUAAGUAAAGCUGCUGUUUGUAAUAAUCAGUAAUAAUAUCCACUGUCACAUGACUAGGAAAUAAAUGGCUGUCCUCUGAUCAGAUUGUCUCGCUUGUGCUUAUUUCUGGUUGUUGGUGAAGAAAAUAACAGAUUUUAAAAUAUUGAACACAUGUUGAACUUUAAAGGCUGUUAAACAAACUUAGAAUCCAGGAAAACUACUUCCAGAAUAGGAACAUUAAAAAUUUGAGCAUACUUGGAAAGCCCAGAUUAUACUUACUUCCUUAUACUUAUCUAGCAACCAUGAACAGCAAUUAGAACAAACUUAGAAACCAGAAUAACUACUUUAGCAACUACGUUUUAGACUUCUAUUCUGCCAACCCAGAAAAGGAAUUAGACCAGAGGUUACUUAUUUUUUUGUUUUUCUUUUGCUCUUUCCUUUGGUUUGUUAUUAGGCCUUCGCAGCGAAAGCGAAGGCCUAAUAAUGUACGUAAUAAUGUUUAUUAGUAAACACUAUGAUCACAUAGUGUUUACUAAUAAACAACUAAAAAAGUUGUUUUUUAGGGUUAUGAAAAACAGCUUUUUAAAAAAGUA